GCUUUGCCCCUCGUCGAAGUUUCCCGGUCCAAGGGCCUUCACAAGGCCAGUACCCGGAAACUAGUGCUUCUAGACGUCUAUCGCAUCCUUUGCCCCUUUGAACUAUUGCCCACAGAAGGCAUUGUCCUGCUACAAUGGGCCGCAAACCCGUUCCGCAGCCGUUGAAGCUGCCUAACUCUUCUUCCACUUCAGCUCAAGACCGACAGCCGCCGUCGAGCGAAACUGUUAGAGUCGUCCCUCCUCCUAGCUCGGCCUCACACUCCUCGCCGCGAACGCCCAUGUCCCCUUUUAGCAGGUUCUCGCCGAAAAAGGCUCAAUCCAUCUCUACCCACGCCUCGCCAUCACCCUUGGACACCGCCGAACAAUCUUCGCGAUCAAAGUCGCGAUCCCUAGAAGACUACGACGACGACGACGACGACGACGACGACGACGAAGAAGAAGAAGAAGAAGAAGACACGCAGCAAUACUCCCACAUUACAUCUGCAUUGUACCAACCCUCGGAGACGCCAACUCGGCCGAACCACCAGCAUAAGCCAUCUCAGCCGCAUCAACAGCAGCAGCCACAACAACAGCCCGGCACUGCUGGGCCCCAGGUGCACCACCGUGAGCCGAACAGGCCUUCCAAAAGCGGCUCCUUCUUUAACUUCACCAAGGGUAACGGUAAACCCGGCCACCAUCAUUCAUCAUCUAAAGGCGACCUCAUGUCAAAGAACCCCGACUCGUCGGCCAACGCUUCUAGUAACAAAGCUAACAAUAAGCUUGCAAAGAACUCAGACAAAACUCAGGCGAAUCAUUCUCUACACCAUCCCACCGAGUCUCUGCCCGACUCGUCAUUAGCCUCCGCCAGUACACUUCAAGAACCUCCUUCCUCUUACCAAUCCUCCUCGAAGAAGAGCAAACCAAAGCCAUUUUCCCGCCUUCAUCGCACCAAAUCUGGUCGCGAUAAAGAUAACCCGAGCCCUCUCGAUUCUCAUACCACAGCCGUCCCUGUGCCAACUAGGGUCGCAGAACCCGAGAAGGCUCAUCCCCUUACGAAUCACAAUACGGGACUGAGAACGGCGCCUGUGGGAACUGAUCGCUCUUUCCGAGAUAUGAUGAGCUCGGCAGCUCGCAACCGCUCGGAGGACCGGGCGCCUUCCAGAGACAAAGAAGGCAGGGACAAACCCGCGCCUACGUCGUCGCUCCGCGAAAACACGGGGUUCUUUCAUGGCCUUCGCAAUUCGUCGACCAAAGCAGCAGACAUGAUUAGCAAGGGCCUGUUUGGAAAGAGCAUGCGCAGUGCUAGCAGCACAGAGCGCGAGCCCCUUGUCGACGACGAGCACUAUGUCCCCAAGGUCAUCAACCUUCCUCUGGUCGAGCAGACCCGCCUGACGCGCAUCUCGAAACGGCUUGAGGACUCGAGAGACAAGACCGAGUUUUGGAUGCCCGCCUUUCCGUGGCGCGCGAUUGACUACCUGAAUUACAAAGGCUGCGAUGUUGAAGGUCUCUACAGAGUACCGGGGAGCGGUCCGCAGAUCAAGAAGUGGCAACGACGUUUUGAUGAAGAAUACGAUGUCAAUCUCUUCGAGCAGGACGACCUGUAUGAUAUCAACAUUAUUGGUUCUAUGCUCAAGGCUUGGCUUCGCGAACUCCCCGACGAGCUCUUCCCCAAAGAGGCCCAAAAUCGAGUAGCCAGGGAAUGCGCUGGUGCGCAGAAGGUGCCCGAACUACUGGUCGAGGAGCUCUCGAACCUCCCCCCGUUCAACUACUACCUUCUCUUCGCCAUUACUUGCCAUCUGAGUCUCCUGCUUGCCCAUUCGGACAAGAACAAGAUGGAUUUCCGCAACCUCUGCAUUUGCUUCCAGCCGUGCAUGAAGAUUGAUGCCUUCUGCUUCAGGUUUUUGGUGUGCGACUGGCGUGACUGCUGGCGAGGCUGCAAGUACGAGGCCAAGUAUAUCGAGGAAGAGUACCAGCUUUUCGAUCUGCCUCCUCCCCAAAGCCUGUAUGGAUCCCAUGCCUUGCUUUCCGAGCAGCAGACCCCUCAAGAUGCUCUGACCAAGCAGGCCUCUCGAGGUCGCCCCGAGGCCCAGGAGUCAGGCGAGGAUGCAGAGGAACGGCAGCAACCUGCCCUCGUAAUCACCGACGAGCGGGCCGUUUCUUCUUCAGCCAGUAGCAAGCAAUCAAACCUUGGCUCCAAGCAGACGGAGGAGACUCAUGAACGGCCUAAGCCGCCAAAGUCGCGGUUCGGGAAGAAGCCGCUCCAGCUGCAGGAUGCGAAUGGUAGUGGAGGCUCCAACGCGACUGCUGACUCGACUGCGUCCGCGACCUUGACCCUCAGCGGUGAUCAGUUCGAGACGCCAAAGCGCACCACGGAAUUGCGGCCGCUGUCGCCUAUAAAGCCAUUGUCGCCGCUCGGUUUCUGACGCUCUAUAUUACAUACCCUCCUGCGCACGAUUAUUUCUUUUUUUUUCCCCCUCAAUACCCUAGGCAGCAUUGCGUGUACUUGGGCCGGCCCUUUGUUUCUUCUUUUUUCUUCUUCUUUUUUCCUGACGACCUUACGCUGUUGACGACUUUUGCACCAUUUGUUCACCCCUUUGCGAAACCGGUUUGCUUUUUUUCGUUAUUUGCCGGAAAAAAUCCCUCGGCGAAAGGCUGCAUACC
This is a messenger RNA of Sodiomyces alkalinus F11, 2640 nucleotides long. RefSeq lists its product as hypothetical. Gene Ontology annotation, biological process: signal transduction; regulation of GTPase activity. Lineage: Eukaryota; Fungi; Ascomycota; Sordariomycetes; Glomerellales; Plectosphaerellaceae. The record is from RefSeq and is a predicted model, not a curated record. The coding region runs from base 135 to 2402 and encodes 755 amino acids. Gene Ontology annotation, cellular component: cytoplasm. The transcript is spliced from 3 exons.